AUGUUGGAAUUACUUCAGAUCCGCAAGGUGAUUCUCGUCUGCCUGUUCGCCAUUCCUGCGAAGGCAUGUUUCCCUCAAGGUGAAAUUUGCUGUUAUCCUGGAAUACCUUACCUGAAUGAAGAACCCAAGCCUAAAACAACACCGAAACCCCCAGAAUGUGAGCCUCCCGCCUGUCCGCAGCAAGCUCGAGUAGAAGCAAGAGUAGUGCAAGUGGUACCAGUAGCCUCGUCAGCAUUAUCACUUCCUCCUGCACCUCCAGCUCCAGCAGCGGUAUUAGCACCAGUUCCUGCAGCCGCUCCUGUUGGUGGACCACUGGUUGCAGGUGGGCCAUCAUUACUUGGUGGAAGUGGUGCUCCAGUGCUAGGAGGAGGACCAUCUUUUGGCGUUGCUAGUCCAACUCUUGGAGGAGGGUUGGGCGGCGGAUAUGCUACAGGAAGCGGUAGUCCCAUCCUUGGAGGAGGACCGUCACUUGUUGGCGAAUACGUAAAAGCUGGAGGAGUAGGAGGAAGCGCUGGUGCUGUAAGCGCUCCUGUUCUUGGUGGUGGAUCGAUCGGAGGCGGAGGAUCCUAUGCUUCUCCAGCAGUAACACUCGGCUGA
Molecule: messenger RNA, 597 nt
Organism: Haemonchus placei
Lineage: Eukaryota; Metazoa; Nematoda; Chromadorea; Rhabditida; Trichostrongylidae
Source: the annotation of a GenBank genome assembly